GGAGCCAAAAAGGGUCAAGGUCUUCAUGAUAAUUUUCCAGGGAAUUUAAACAAAAUUAAGUUGCUUUCUACUCUCUGUCUGGUUGUGUAAGGCCUACUAGAUAUCUCCCCGUGUAUUCACUGAGCCUCACUUUCCCCACUUCUAAUUGGAUAUGACUUCAUUGGCUUCCCCGGGGUUCUCAGAUGCAGAUGGUUCUCCAGGAUGAAAAUUUUGUCAGUAAAGAAGAGUUCCAGGCAGUGGAAAAGAAGCUGGUGGAAGAGAAAGCUGCCCAUGCCAAGACCAAGGUCCUCCUGGCCAAGGAAGAGGAGAAGUUGCAGUUUGCCCUCGGAGAGGUAGAGGUGCUAUCUAAACAGCUGGAGAAAGAGAAGCUGGCUUUUGAAAAAGCGCUCUCCAGUGUCAAGAGCAGAGCCCUGCAGGAAUCCAGUAAGAAGGACCAGCUCAUCACCAAGUGCAAUGAAAUUGAGUCUCACAUUAUAAAGCAAGAAGAUAUACUUAAUGGCAAAGAGAAUGAGAUUAAGGAGUUGCAGCAAGUUAUCAGCCAGCAGAAACAGAUCUUCAGCCAGCUCCAUUGCAGGAAUCACAUGUCUGACUACCGGAUCCAGAAGCAACAGGAGAACUACAUGGCCCAAGUGCUGGACCAGAAGCAUAAGAAAGCCUCGGGGACGCGUCAGGCCCGGAGCCACCAGCAUCCCAGGGAAAAAUAAAAUUGUCUUCACCUUC
Neofelis nebulosa (Clouded leopard) is the source of this 720-nucleotide messenger RNA. RefSeq names its product spermatogenesis associated 24 (gene SPATA24). The record is from RefSeq and is a predicted model, not a curated record. The coding region runs from base 183 to 704 and encodes 173 amino acids. Lineage: Eukaryota; Metazoa; Chordata; Mammalia; Carnivora; Felidae. Gene Ontology annotation, molecular function: DNA binding. Gene Ontology annotation, cellular component: nucleus; cytoplasm. The transcript has 6 exons.